Molecule: messenger RNA, 1666 nt
Organism: Theobroma umbraticum
Lineage: Eukaryota; Viridiplantae; Streptophyta; Magnoliopsida; Malvales; Malvaceae
Gene: NANA
Product: Eukaryotic aspartyl protease family protein
Biological process (GO): proteolysis
Molecular function (GO): aspartic-type endopeptidase activity
Source: RefSeq, a predicted model, not a curated record
UGGAGAAUUAAAGGCGUCUCGCUCUGUAACAGAGCUUCGGUAUUCAUUACAAACAACCAGAACAAACUUGGAUUACAUUACAUGUCCUCCAAGCAAUAAAAACAACCCAAAUCUCUCUAAUUGAUUUCCUGUCUCCUUUCUCUCCCCUUUCUUUUGUUUUGCCUUGAAUCAUGAAGGGGUGGCUGAGUUCCCUCCUUUUCAUCGUCUUGCUUUCCAUUGUUCAAGCUCAAGAUUCCAUCAAGUUGGAGCUAAUACAUAGGCAUGCUCCUCAGCUCAACGCUAGGCCUAAAACUCAGCACGAGCGCCUCAAGGACCUUGUUCACCAUGACUUUAUGCGCCACAACAGGCGCCAAGCCUGGGAGACACCCAAAACAGCAACAACAACAGCAAGCAACGCCAAUGCAGCCAUUCAAAUGCCACUCAGCUCAGGUAGAGAUUUUGGAAUAGGCCAAUACGUUACAACCUUCAAAGUCGGGACGCCAUCGCAGAAAUUUAGGUUGAUCGUGGACACAGGGAGUGAUUUAACAUGGAUCAAUUGUAGAUAUCGCUGUGCCCGAGGAGAUAAUUGUACCAAACAGGAGCGGAGGAUAACGCGAGGGCGGGUGUUUCGCGCUCAUCUAUCUUCUUCCUUCAGGCCAAUUCCUUGCUUUUCACAGAUGUGUAAAGUUGAGCUCAGAAAUCUCUUCUCUCUUACGAUCUGUCCUACUCCACUUACUCCCUGCGCUUAUGAUUACAGGUACUUGGAUGGGUCUGAUACAAUGGGCGUUUUCGCUAACGAGAGCGUCACUGUUGGCCUCACAAAUGGUAGGAUGGCGAGACUACAGGAUGUGCUAAUUGGGUGCAGUGACUCUUUCCAGGGCACUCCUAAGAAUGUUGAUGGUGUGCUGGGGUUAGCCAAUAGCAAGUAUUCUUUUGCAACAAAAGCUGCGGAAAGAUGGGGUGGAAAGUUCUCUUAUUGCUUGGUGGAUCACUUAAGCCACAUGAAUGCCUCCAAUUAUCUCAUCUUCGGUGCAAAUAACAAGCAAUUAACAGUAUUGGGAAACACUCGCUGCACCAGGCUAGAGCUCAAUUUGGUGAGUCUUUCAUAUGCUGUAAAUGUUCAGGGAAUCUCCAUUGGUGGCAAAAUGUUGGACAUACCACUCCAAGUAUGGGACACAAGGAAAGGGGGUGGAACAAUCCUUGACUCUGGCACUAGUCUGACAUUGUUGACGGAUCCAGCAUACCAGCCGGUGAUGGCGGCGAUCAAGAUGUCUGUUUCCAAAUACCCUCAAGUGAAGUUGCAUGGGGUACCAAUGGAGUAUUGCUUCAACUCCACUGGUUUUGACGAGACUUUGGUCCCAAAAUUGAUUAUUCACUUCGCAGAUGGAGCUCGGUUUGAGCCACAUUGGAGGAGCUAUGUCAUUUCAGCUGCUGAUGGAGUUCGGUGUCUUGGAUUUUUGCCAGCACGUUUUCCUAGCGUAUCAGUUAUUGGAAAUAUUAUGCAACAAAAUUAUUUAUGGGAAUUUGAUUUGGAGGGGAGCAAAUUGCGUUUUGCUCCCUCAUCUUGCACUACUAGAUAGUUUUUGUUUCACAUAUUGUUACUAAUUCUUUGUAAUUCCUCAAUUUCUCACCCUUUGCUCUCUCGUGUAUUGAUUUGAUUUAUACAUGGCCUGUCUCUUUGUUCUAA